This is a messenger RNA of Naumovozyma castellii, 1554 nucleotides long. It is a transcript of the gene BNI5, whose product is annotated as Bni5p. Lineage: Eukaryota; Fungi; Ascomycota; Saccharomycetes; Saccharomycetales; Saccharomycetaceae. The coding region runs from base 1 to 1554 and encodes 517 amino acids. The record is from RefSeq and is a predicted model, not a curated record. The transcript has a single exon.
AUGGGUCUAGAUGAGGAGAAGAUUAAGAAACGUCUCUCGCAGAUAGAAAUUGAUAUCGACGAAAUGAACGCCAUGAUCGAUGAGAACCUGCAAUUGAACCAACAGGAAAAGGAGAAGGAACAAGAAAUAGAUGCAGUCCAUAAUGAACCGUCCACAUCAGAGGAGGAGGUGCAGCAUCCAGAAGAGCCUAAAUGGGAAAGAGAGGAAGUGAAUGAUGAGGAAAAGGAACUCGACCAAGUGGAACUUGAUGAGGAUACGAACGAUGGGGAAAAAUCUCAUCAGGAAGAUGAUUCAGCCGAGAAACUCAUUGAUAAUGAUACCCCAGUAAGUGAAGUUCCGUUAACUGAGAAUGAAGAAGGAAAGCAUGAGGUUUCAAAAGAGAAUGAAGAAAAACCGCUUGAUGUCUCUGAAACUCUAGCACAAGAUGAUAAUAAACCUGCUGAACCCAUCAUUGAGCAAAAGGUUGUGGAAAAAGAAGAGGAACAGCCACCUCAGAAGAUAGAAGAACAAACUGUCGAGAAAGAGAAGCCUGAAAAGCCUACCGAUUCUGAAGAAUGGGAAGAAACUGAAGGUGAGGCAAGUACUGAUGAUAAUGACGAAGAACAAGAAGAAGUAGAAGACGAAGAAGAAAGUGACACCUCAGGGAGUUCCGAAUAUGAAGAAGUAACAGCAUCCUCAGAGGAAGAAGAAGACGAAGAAACUUCGGAGGAGGAGGAGGAAGAAGAGGAGGAAGAAGACGAAACAGAUGAUAAAAAAGAAGCUACACCAGUAUUAAUUAAUGGCCACAUGAUACCAGAACAUCAAGAGAACCAAGAACCCACAAACUCAGAGCCAACGUUGAAGCAUAAACCAAAUCCAAUCCCAAUUGAGGACUCGCCAUCGAUGGUAACAAAUCUAAAAGUGCAAGAGUUGAAGAAGAAACUAUUAGAUGAAGCUGCAGAAAAAUCCAAUACUACUUCUACACCUUUAUCUACUCAAAAGAAUAAUGGGGACCAUAUUCCAGGAAAACUUACCAAAGUAAUUCAAAAUAUAAAUGGGAACAAUAGUACCGUUGAGAAACAAACUGUAUCAUCGCCCUUUGAACCACAAUCCAAGAUUUUCCUUCCUAAGAAGUCCGAUUCUACCACCAGUAACAAUAAUAAGGAUGUAUCACCAACCACUAUGCGACGUCCUACAAACCCAUUCCGAGUUGUAUCUGUAGGAGGUAGUGACAAACAUAGCCCAAGCACAAGUCGUAAUGUGUCCAUGGAGAAGCCAAGAACACCAGUGGAAUGGGAGAACGACUCAGUAGCAAAAUUGCAAAAAACACAUGAACAGUUGAUAUUAAAAUGCACCAAGUUACAAAAGGAGAUAAAUUAUUUGACGGAGUUAAACCAUAAGGGAUCGUUGGAUUUAGAAGAUGGUAGGAAACUGACCAACGCGUUAGCCAAGUUACAGGAGUAUCUAGAUCGAAAGACGAAAGAGAGAUACGAAGUCGGGGUGCUGCUAAGCAGACGUCUCAGAAGAGAGAUCAACCGUGGUGAGAACGGGGAAUUCUGGGUCGGGACCAAGUGA